UUCUUAUCAGUGGCUAUCAGGAAAAGGUCCAGAGUUCCUGGGGUUAUGAUCACUCAGUAUAUUGAGCAAGUUCCUAAUGGAAAAUCAACACCUGACUUCACCCGGAAGCCAAUGGCUACGACUGUUCAAGAGGGUAAAAAAACAAAACAACCAACAGCAUAAAACUGACUACAACACCAUUAUCACACUAUCUACAAUAGUAACACUGUUGUAUGGCUCUCUGUAUUUUGAUUGUUCAGGUAAAACGGUUCAUUUUAGAGCCAAAGUUAGUGGAGAGCCGGCACCAACUGUCACAUGGGGGCGUAACAAGUGUGAAAUCAAUGACCCAGAAAAGUACAAGACCAGAUAUGAUGAAAGAGACCAAGAGUACAUUCUUGAGAUGCCCGAUGUAAAACCAGAACAAGCUGACACCUACAAAUGCUUUGCCACCAAUGAGUUCGGAAAGGCUGUUUGCACUGCAACACUCACUGUUUUUGAAGUUGGCUUCAAGAAGACAGGACUGGCAGCAAGUACACCUGCACCACAGGAUUUCAGAUCAAUGCUUAAGAAAACUGUUAUCAAACGAAAAAAACAACUCCCACCAAGGAGAGAUGGAGAGAUGGAUCCUAAGCUCUGGGAACUGCUUCUCAGUGCACCGAGGAAGGACUAUGAAAAAAUCUGUAUCGACUAUGGUGUUACUGACUUUCGCUGGAUGCUGAAAAAACUGAAAGUAUUGAAAAAGGAAAAGGAAGAUGAACAGGCAAAGGUUGUAGAGAAACUGGAAAAUGUGAAACAAAUUGAAGUGAAACCCGAUGGGACAGCUGAAUUUAGCCUAGACAUGACUUUACUGGAUCCCAACAGUACAAUUAACUUAUACAAGGACGGCACAAUGGUUCCAUAUGGUGAUGAUGAAAAUUCAAAGCAUAGCCUAAAGAAAACUGGGACUCAUUAUGUUUUCAGCAUCAAAGAUCCUCAGCCAGAGGAUGCUGGAUUUUACCAGGUUGAUGUUGAAGAGGCAAAUGUUCUUUCAACUGACUUUCGAGUGCCUGAUGUGGAGUUUAUAGCAAAUAUUAAGGAUGUGAAAGUUUUUGAAAGUGAGGACGCCCUCUUCCAGUGUGUCUUGUCAACACCCCUCAACAGAAUAACUUGGUCAACACAGGAAUCGUCACUUGAAGAUGGGGACAAAUAUGAGAUCACUGUCUCAGAGGACAAACUAAUUCACACAUUAAAGAUUAAAAAUUGUGAAAAAGAAGAUAUUGGUGCAUAUUAUGCCAUUGCUGGCAUUACCUCCAGCAGUGCCUCUCUCACAGUGGAAGAUCAUGGUGUUCAGUUUGUAAGUGGGCUGUCAGACACUGUUGCUAAUGUUGGUGAACGUGCAGAGCUGUCCUGCAAACUAAGCAGUGAUGCUUCUGAGGGAUGUUGGUAUAAAAAUGGGAAGCUGAUAACCGACGAUGAUGGGGCAACAAUUAUUAAAGAUGGAGCAAGUCACAGGUUGAUAAUUGAUUGCUGUAAAAAAGAUGAUACAGCUUUGUACCGCUUUGAAGCUGAAGGACGUAAAUCAGAAGCAACACUGAAUAUUCAAGGUCAGAAUCGAAAAUGGUGGCUUGUUUCCAUAAAAUCUGAUACAUUUUGCUGUGGUUUAAAAGGAUUUCGGUUUUUGACUAAAACCUUUUUCUCUUAUAUUGAAGACCCACCCAAAAUCGACCUUGACGCUCUAGGAGAAUUCACAAAGCCAGUCAUUAUAAAGGCAGGUGAAAAUGCCGAAUGGAAGCUGCCAUUCUCAGGUGGGGCACCAAUGAACAUACAAUGGUACAAGGAUGAUGACGAGCUUUUGCCUGCCCUCAAUGUGAAGAUUGAAACAUCAGCUACUGAGAGUCAACUAUGCCUUACUAAGUGCCAGAGGAAAGAUUGUGGAGAGGUCAAAAUCAAAAUUAAAAAUGAAUUUGGUACAACAGAAGCAGUUUCGAAACUUAUUGUAAUUGGUUAUCCUGGACCCCCAACAGCACUAAAAGCAGUCAGUGCCUUUAAAGACUGCAUCAACCUGGCUUGGUGUGCUCCAAGCGACACUGGAGGAACCAAAAUAGUGGGAUACAAUUUGGAAAAGAACAAGAAAGGCACUAAUUACUGGAGCCUUGUGAACCAAGCAGGGCCAAUCAAGGAUACAAAGUAUGCAGUGAAAGAUGUCUUUGAGGGGGCAGCAUAUGAGUUUAGGGUUUCUGCUAUAAACCUAUCUGGUGUUGGAGAUCCUAGUAUUCCAUCUGGCACAAUAAUUGCAAGGGAUCCAAUGAAACCCCCAGGCAAAGUCACAGACCUGAAAUUAACAUCAUCUAAUUACACUACAUUUUCCCUGGCUUGGACUAAACCUAAGGAAGUGAAAGGGGUAGAGGAUGAAGCCCAGGGGUACUACGUGGAGAUCAGACCAGUAGAAAGCCUUGAAUGGACCCGCUGUAAUGUCAUCCCAAUUACUCUAACUUCUUACACUGUGCUUGGCUUGAAGGCAAUGGCCACAUACUGGGUGAGAGUAAUUGCUACCAAUUAUGGAGGUGAUGGAGACCCUCAAGGUUUUGACAAUUACAUCAUUGCCAUGCCUCCUCCUGUGAGGCCAAAGUUUACAGAUCGCAAAAUGAAGACCUUUAUGGUGGUGAGAUCAGGAAACACUGUUCGUCUCAACAUCAACUUUGAGGCCUCCCCCUUGCCAGAUAUCUCUUGGUUAAAAGAUGGUAUUCCAGUGUCCAAACAUGUAACAAUUAGCAACUUUGAUAAAGGUUCUCAACUGUUGAUCCCCACAUCUGAGCGGGCUGACACUGGCAUCUACACCAUCACUGUCAAGAACAUUGUCGGCCAGGAGAGCUUCAAUAUUGAAAUCAGAGUUACAGAUGAUCCUAUGCCUCCAGGACCAGUGCAGCUGGAUCAGAACAUCCCAGGAACAGUCACUCUGUCCUGGACUCCCUCUCCAGAUGAGAAGAGGGAUGACAGACUACACUAUAUGGUAUCCAAGCGUGACUCCUUCAAACGCACUUGGAGAACAGUGGAAGAGAACAUCUUUAACAAUAAGUUCACCGUUGUCAACAUUUUGCCUGGACGGGAGUAUUACUUCAGGGUAUUUGCUAAAAAUGACAUAGGACUUUCACCACCUUCUAAGUCCCCUGCGUUUGAAAUCAAAAAGGAAAAAGGAAACUUCAAACUCAAUGUGCCAAAGACAAAAUCUUUGGACUUCGAGUCACCUCCAUCAUUUACUAUUCCCUUGAAGAGGCGCACAGCUCCAGAAGGUUACGAGUGCUACAUGAGCUGUGCAGUUAAGGGUGAUCCAACUCCACAUGUGACAUGGUACCGCAACAAUGUCAGCCUGAACACAGACACCAACUACUACAUCACCAAUGUAUGUGGUGUCUGCUCCUUGCUCAUACUAAGGGUGGGACCCAAAGACGACGGGGAAUACAAAGUCCACAUAGAGAACCAACUGGGGACAGCUGAGUGCUCAAUGAUGCUGAAUGUCAGAGGUAUUAACAUUUGGACAAAGUUUAAAAAUCAUAUAUUUUUCUACAAAGAUUUCCCCUAAUGUAGAUGAAACAACCUGAGAGUAUUAAUGUGUUUCUUUACAGAGUGAAGAAGAGCUGCAGUUGAUGGACAGCUAAACCAACAGAUUCCUUAAGUUUUAAAUCAAAUAGAAUAAACUGAGUGACAACUUUGAUUAAUUUAAGCUACUCUAUUUCCCACCAGUGUGAUGGUGUGACUGUUUCAACAUUUUAUAACCUUAGAAAGCUCCAGAAAACAUGAAUUGAGCAUUUUGGGAAAAUGUCAUAUGCUAUUAAAGUUUGGAGAUAUUACAUCAACCGGCUCUGUCUCUAUUUAACUGAAAAUGUGGUGAAAUACAACACGAAAUUGAGCAUGUUUUGUGUUUUCAUUCAUUUUGAGUUCCACUGUGUCACAUUAUUCCACUGAUGAUUGGUGGCCAUAUCACACCAAGAAAUGCACAGGUUUUCAUGUGUACACCCGGUUUUAAAAUGACAAAAGAGCACCACCUUGUGGUGAACCUGCAGCCUGCUAAACAUAAAUGAAUAAGAAGAG
Thunnus maccoyii (southern bluefin tuna) is the source of this 4047-nucleotide messenger RNA. RefSeq names its product immunoglobulin-like and fibronectin type III domain-containing protein 1. The record is from RefSeq and is a predicted model, not a curated record. Gene Ontology annotation, molecular function: protein binding. Lineage: Eukaryota; Metazoa; Chordata; Actinopteri; Scombriformes; Scombridae. Bases 77 to 3538 code for a protein of 1153 amino acids. The transcript has 17 exons.